Messenger RNA from Arabidopsis arenosa, 1850 nucleotides. The record is from the annotation of a GenBank genome assembly. Lineage: Eukaryota; Viridiplantae; Streptophyta; Magnoliopsida; Brassicales; Brassicaceae.
GAUCUGAUCAUCUCUUAGAGCUCGCUGGCUAGGGUUUCACUAAGAGAAUGGACGGAGAAGAGCUCACCGAGCAAGAAACUGCUCUAUACGACCGCCAAAUUAGGGUUUGGGGCGCUGGUGCUCAAAGAAGAUUGAGUAAAUCUCAUGUUUUGGUAUCUGGAAUUAAGGGGACUGUUGCUGAGUUUUGCAAGAACAUUGUGUUGGCAGGAGUUGGUAGCGUGACUCUGUUGGAUGAUCGAUUGGUUACAACGGAAGCAUUCAACGCGAACUUCUUGAUUCUUCCUGAUGAAAAUGCUUAUGUUGGCAAAACCGUAGCUGAGAUUUGUUGUGAUUCACUUAAGGAAUUUAACCCUAUGGUCCAUGUUUCAAUAGAAAAAGGUGAUUUGUCAACAUUUGGCGUUGAUUUUUUCGAGAAGUUUGAUGUUGUGGUUAUCGGCUACAGUUCUCGUGCUACUAAGAAAGCAGUUAAUGAAAAAUGUAGGAACCUAGCAAAACGUGUGGCGUUUUAUACAGUUGAUUGUAGAGGCUCAUGUGGCGAAAUAUUUGUCGACCUGCAGAAUUAUAAGUACACAAAGAAAAAGCUUGAUGAAACAGUGGAAUGUGAACUAACAUUUUCAAGUUUUGAGGAGGCAGUUUCAGUACCAUGGAAACCGAUUCCAAGGAGAACAGCAAAGCUCUACUUUGCAAUGAGAGUGAUAGAACUAUUUGAGGAAACUGAAGGGCGUAAACCUGGGGAAUGUUCGCUGUCUGAUCUCCCAAAAGUCUUGAAACUCAAAAAGGAACUGUGUGAAGGAAAUUCGAUUAGCGAGAAUCAUAUUCCAGAUAGCCUCCUGGAGAGACUAGUAUCUGGUAACACAGAAUUCCCACCAGCUUGUGCCAUCAUUGGAGGGAUUCUAGGACAGGAGGUGAUAAAAGUUAUAUCGGGCAAAGGAGAGCCGUUGAAAAACUUCUUCUACUUUGAUGCAGAGGAUGGGAAAGUGUUCAUGCCAUUUACAAUAUUCUUCAAGCUCCUCGGUUUCAUAAAGAGAUACAAAGAAUCCGAGAAAGUCGACGGAAAAGUGGUCAUCAUCACCGGAUCUUCCUCAGGAAUUGGUGAGCACCUCGCGUAUGAGUAUGCUCGUAGAGGAGCAUACUUGACUCUAGUUGCUCGGAGAGAGGAUCGUCUCCAGGUGGUUGCUGACAGGUGCAGGAAGCUUGGUUCACCAGACGUUGCCGUGGUACGUGGUGAUGUCUCAGUCAUAGAAGACUGUAAACGUUUUGUUCAAGAAACCAUCUCUCGGUUUGGAAGAUUGGAUCACCUGGUGAACAAUGUAGGAAUUGUGGAGGCCAAAUUUUUCGAGGACUAUUCAGAAAUUUCGGAUGUUCUUCCCAUUGUGAAUACUAAUUUUUGGGGACCAGUUUACGCGACACAUUUCGCUAUACCGCAUAUCAAGAAAACAAAAGGAAAGAUCAUAGCGGUUGCAUCGCCUGCGGGCUGGUCUGGAGUGCCAAGGAUGAGCAUAUAUGCUGCAAGCAAAGCAGCUAUGAUUAACUUCUACGAGACUCUUAGGAUCGAGCUUCAUCCAGAAAUUGGUGUGACAAUCGUGUUUCCGGGUCUAAUCGAAAACGGAAAUACCAAUCUGGACCUUUUGGCUGAGAAACAAGAGUGGUCGCAAGUUGUGGCCAUUGAGUCAGCAGCGGUAUGCGCUAAAGCGGUUGUUAACGGAAUAUGUAGGGGAAAAACCUUUGUGGCAGAGCCGUCUUGGGUUCGUGUCCUGUUCUGGCUUAGUGCUAUCUGCCCUGAGCUUCUGAUCUCUAAGCCUAAAAGGAAUUAACCACUUGUAUCAAUACAAUAAAAACAACAAAAGUCU